UCACCAUCCUCUCUGAAAACCCAACUCAAAUUGCACCUCUUCUUUCCCGGGUAGGAAUGAGACCUAUGUGUGUGGAGCUGGGAUGACCCCAAUAUUCUGAACCGUGUUGCUUUUUUGGUGGUGGCCCGGGACCUUGUUGGACCGACGAGUGUAUGCGCCCAUUCACGCAAACCUUCACUCACUCACGCACGCACACAAACACACACACACACAAACAAACAAAACACCACACAUCAUAUUCGGCGUCUGCAAACCAACGAACAGCGCAGACAGGUUUUGCUCCGCAAAAGGCUCUCUUGCAGACUACACUCGAGGAGAGUUACGGAGUGGAGUCUAUGUUUUGGAUCACCUACGAUUUUUGGUGUAUGAAAAAAAAUAACAUUCUAAAAAGAGGAGCAGUGCAAUCAAUCGUGGAUCUCGGAUAUGGCAGGUGUGAAGACAUUCGACCUUGUUGUUGGAGUUGUUUUAGUUUUUCUGUCUUUUGGAAAUGCGUUUCAAGUGCCCGGAGGGGACCUGACGAACGGGGUCUCCUACUCCUACGUGCAAGGGCAGCCUCUGGCUAAGGAGGACGUGGCGGUGGACGUGAAGCUGUACAGUCACCGGUGGAGGAGGUGGCUGUCCCCAGAACAGCCACGUAACAUGGACAGCAACAGGGCCAGCCAGGACCAGGAUCAGCAGGACCAAGAGCAGGGUCAGGACCAGGGUCAAGACCAACCUGAUGGGGGCUUCCCAGACCUGCUCUCAGCAGAGGACAGCCAGGACACUGACAACAGCUCCCAGAUAGAGGAGGACACAGAUCACAACUACUACACAUCAAAGACCUACGGCCCCACGGACCCCAUGAGCAAGGACUUGUGGGUAAACGUUGACCAGAUGGACAAGGAGAAGGUGAAGAUCCAUGGCAUCCUGUCCAACACUCACAGGCAAGCUGCGAGAGUAAAUCUGUCCUUCGACUUCCCCUUCUAUGGACAUUUCCUGCGUGAUCUCACCGUGGCAACUGGUGGGUUCAUCUACACAGGGGACGUGGUCCACAGGAUGCUGACGGCCACCCAGUACAUCGCCCCCCUCAUGGCCAACUUUGACCCUAGUGUCUCCAGGAACUCAACCGUCAUCUACUUCGACAAUGGCACUGCUCUGGUGGUCCAGUGGGAUCAUGUCCACCUGCAGGACAACUACAACCUGGGCAGCUUCACCUUCCAGGCCACACUGCACAGAGACGGCAGGAUCGUAUUUGCCUACAAAGAGAUCCCCAUCGAGGUGGCCCACAUCAGCUCCGUCAAUCACCCGGUGAAGGUGGGCCUCUCCGAUGCCUUUGUGGUGGUCCACAGGAUCCAGCAGAUUCCCAAUGUUCGUCGGAGAACGAUCUAUGAGUACCAUCGUGUGGAGCUGACAAAGACCAAAAUCACCAACUCCACAGCAGUGGAGAUGACACCUCUACCAACGUGUCUCCAGUUCACCAGCUGUAGCAGCUGCAUCUCCUCCCAGAUCAACUUCAACUGCAGCUGGUGCCACCUCCUUCGCAGGUGUUCCAGUGGGUUCGACCGCCAUCGGCAGGACUGGGUGGAUAACAGCUGUCCUGAUGAGACCAAGGACAAAAGCUGUGAUAUCAUCAACACCACACAACUCUAUCCAUUCACCACCACGUUAGUUGCCAAGACAACAGGCCAGAGCAGAAGCAGAGGAGAGACCACCACAGCCGGAGCCUCCUCGUCCACAUCCCAACCCCCAACCAGCGUCCCCACUGAAGAUGACACCAAGAUUGCUCUGCAUCUUAAAGACAAUGGAGCGAUGCCAAAGGAGAGUGCUGCAGAGAGGAAGGGCACACACCCACUGCACACUGGCCUGAUCCUGGGCAUCCUCAUGGUCAUGCUCAUCAUGGCAGCCGCAGUCCUGGUCACCGUUUACAUCUACCACCACCCCACAUCAGCCGCAAGCCUUUUCUUCAUCCAGAGGCGUCCCAGGAGGUGGCCGGCCAUGAAGUUCCGCCGAGGGUCCGGUCACCCGGCCUACGCGGAGGUGGAGCCCGUGGGCCAGGAGAAGGAGGGCUUCAUCGAGUCUGAGCAGUGCUAAGGGGCAUCCACCGCUCCCCCCCAUUGCGACUGAUUGACGCUGGUCUCUUGUUUUGUUGAUUCAAACACUCACUGUCAAUAUUGUGAAAUGAGAUGAGAAAAUCGUGGUGGUGUAACUUUUAAAUCCCAUGCUUUUUUCUGGUGGUCUGAGUGUGGGCCUUGUGUUUGGUGGACUACCAUGGUGAACCUUCAAACCUGGCUUGUCCAACAGAGAGCUGAUCUGAGAGCUGCUGAGGGAGGGUCACUGCCAGAGGGACUGUGCUGUGGGAAAACCUUAAACUGAUCUCAAGUCAGCUCUUCAUCCAAAGCCUCAAAGUCUGUGAACACUUCACACUCACGGUGGUGAAAGUGACUGACUUUUUGGGGACAGAGGGAAAGUGACGGUGUAAUUGAGUGUGACUGCCCUACACUGGUGGUGUGUGAUGUGAGGGGGGAGUAGUAGGAAGAAUUAUACAGUAUAUUUUUCAGAAUCAAUACAGAGUAUGUGAACAGAGAUCUUGACUUUAAAUGUUGGUGAGAUUAUAUAGGCCUUUAUAUAUCCUUUGGGGUUUUGCUAAUUUACUUUUCAUCUGUUACUUUUUUAAACUGGGGUUUUAUUGUUCUUAAUCAGUGAGGGGAUUUUGUCUUGCUUUCCACUACCAUAAUAAGGCUUCUUUACCAUAGCUUUUACUCCAUAGUGUGGUUCAAUAGUGUGAUAUGCUCCUGCUACGGCCACUCAUCCCACCCAAGAGUAGCAGGAUUUUUUGGGGGGGGGGUUUACAGUGAUUUCAGUACUGCCAUUAUUUCCCUGACUGGAGUUUGCUCAACAUUUUUUUGCACAACGUUUUUCAUGCACAUACAUCUUUAUUUCAUUUCACUUGUGGUACAAAUGCAAAAUUGUGAGACAGGCGCGCGUGUGUGUGGUUGUGUGUAUGCAUGGUCUAUAUGUGAGUGAGCGUGUGUCUCUCUCUGUGUGUGUGUGUGUGUGUAUGUAUGUAUGCUUGUUCGCGCAUGUUUGUGUGGUUUUUGUGUGAUUGGAUCUCAAAGUGCUUGUAGGUUGGUCAGUUUGAGCUGGUUCUGUGUAAUUGAUGCUUACUGGUUGACCUGAGGUACUUUUACAUGAUUUUAUGAUAAGUUUGGGACAUACCUGACAAUGUGGUUUCCAAUAGCAGUUUCACCCAGGGGCGUCAAUUGGGUAUGGCAGAGUAUGGCAGUCCCCAUACCCUAGCUCAAUACUAACAAUUUAAAAUAAUUCCAAUGCAAAUGCAGCAAAUGCAGUUUAGCAGUAUUAGCGGGGUGGCUUUAGGACCGUGUGGACGGGCAGGCUGUUUAGCAGUGGUAGAGAGCAUGUUUUGGAACCAUGCGGACGCCUCGGAGCGGGAUGGUGAACAGCGCAACUUUUAUUUUAAAACAGUGUAGAGGUAGAAGAUUGCUGUAGAUGGCUAGGAUGCUAGGUAACUGCCGUUUGACUUGAAAUGAAACUAAACUAGAGUUUUUCAUCCCGGUUCUGAGAUAGGGUGUAGCAGGUAAUUGCUGUAUGCCAUGUGUUUGAGGUGAAUGAAGCUACAGCAGCUACCCUAGGUUUGGCUGAAAUUAUGCCCCUGGUUUGACCUGCUGCUGUUUCAACCUGAAGAAGAAUCUGAUCUUGUACAGGACUGGAGGAUAUGUGUUACUAUUCUAUGGAGUGAGAAAUCUGCCAAAAUAUUAAACGAAUGUAACAUUAGAAUCGUAAAUAAGUUUGGGUCGAUAUUUGGCAGAUAUCUAACUCCAUACUGUUCCAGCUCUUGUUCUAUAUUAAUGGAUGGCUAGUCCAUGUCAUUUAACCCUAGCAUAGCAUAGUGCCUUCAGAAAGUAUUCACACCCCUUGACAUUUUCCACAUUUUGUUGUGUUACAGCCUGAAUUUAAAA
This is a messenger RNA of Coregonus clupeaformis (lake whitefish), 3956 nucleotides long. Its product is annotated as plexin domain-containing protein 2. The transcript is spliced from 14 exons. The record is from RefSeq and is a predicted model, not a curated record. Bases 424 to 2070 code for a protein of 548 amino acids. Lineage: Eukaryota; Metazoa; Chordata; Actinopteri; Salmoniformes; Salmonidae.